UGAGUCGCUGCAGGUGGCUGCUCUCGGCUCCCUGCCGCUCAGGCAGCUCGAAGGCCACUCUGUUGUGGGGUCCUCGCCGCUGUUCCACGUCUCCCGGAAGCUGUAUGAGGGUUACGGCGGGUCUGGAAGGGGUUUACUCAGCCUGGGCCCUCUCUCGGCCCGCUGCUGAGGGGCGCGGUGCAGCCGCUCGGGAGUCCUCAGGUUCACCAGUAGGAGUAUUCUGCUACCAUCAUGUCUUGGUUUGCUGAUCUUGCUGGAAGGGCAGAAGAUCUUUUAAACCGAGUUGAUCAAGGGGCUGCAACAGCUCUUAGUAGAAAAGAGAACACCAGCAAUAUCAUAUAUAGCAAAAAUACUGACUAUUCUGAACUUCACCAGCAAAAUACAGAUUUGACUUACCAGACUGGACCUAAAGCUACUUAUGUUUCCUCAGCAGCUGAUAACAUUCUAAAUCAAAAAGCCACCAUCUUAGCUGGCACUGCAAAUGUGAAAGUAGGAUCUAGGACACCAGUGGAGACCUCCCAUCCUGUUGAAAAUGCAUCUGUUCCUAGGCCUUCAUCCCAGUUUGUUCGAAGAAAGAAGUCAGAACCUGAUGAUGAGCUGCUAUUUGAUUUUCUUAAUAGUUCACAGAAGGAGCCUACCAGUAGGGUGGAAAUCAAAAAAGAAAAGGGCAAGACACCCGUCUUUCAGAAUUCUCAAACAUCAAGUGUCAGUUCUGUGAACACGAGUAUAACCACCAUCAAAACCACUGAAGAAAAUUCUUCUGGGAGCCAGAUCCAUGAAGCUGCUAAUAAUUCUGGCUCUGAAAACCAAGAGGAUUCUUCAAAGGAAAAUACGUCAUCAAAUACUACCUGCACUAAUCACAACCCAGCACCUAAUGAUGACAGCAAAUCACACGAACUGUCUAAUCUUCGACUGGAGAAUCAGCUAUUGAGGAAUGAAGUUCAGUCUUUAAAUCAAGAAAUGGCCUCAUUACUUCAAAGAUCCAAAGAAACUCAAGAAGAAUUAAAUAAAGCAAGAGCAAGAGUUGAAAAGUGGAAUGUUGACCAUUCAAAGAGUGAUCGAAUAACUCGAGAACUCCGAGCCCAAGUAGAUGACCUGACUGAAGUGGUGGCUGCAAAGGAUUCCCAGCUGGCUGUACUGAAAGUGAGACUCCAAGAAGCCGACCAGCUACUGAAUACUCGUACAGAAGCAUUAGAAGCCUUACAGAGUGAAAAAUCACGAAUAAUGCAGGAUCACAGUGAAGGUAGUAGCCUACAGAAUCAAGCUCUGCAAACUCUGCAGGAGAGACUGUAUGAAGCGGAUGCCACUCUGAAGAGAGAGCAAGAGAGCUAUAAACAAAUGCAGAAUGAGUUUGCUGCACGUCUUAAUAAAGUGGAAGUGGAACGUCAGAAUUUGGCAGAAGCAGUUACUCUGGCAGAAAGAAAAUACUCAGAUGAGAAGAAGAGAGUUGAUGAACUACAGCAGCAAGUCAAGCAAUACAAGUUGAACUUGGAGUCCUCUAAGCAGGAAUUAGUUGACUACAAGCAAAAAGCUACUAGAAUACUUCAGUCUAAAGAAAAAUUGAUUAACAGCUUAAAGGAAGGUUCUGGUUUUGAAGGCCUAGAUAACAAUACUGCUAAUAGCAUGGAGCUAGAAGAACUUCGGCAUGAGAAGGAGAUGCAACGGGAGGAAAUACAGAAGCUGAUGGGCCAGAUACAUCAACUGAGAUCUGAAGUACAAGAUAUGGAGACUCAACAGGUUAGUGAAGCAGAAUCAGCAAGAGAACAGUUACAAGAUUUACAAGACCAAAUAGCUGGGCAGAAAGCAUCUAAACAAGAACUAGAGACAGAAUUGGACAGACUGAAGCAGGAAUUCCACUAUAUAGAAGAAGAUCUAUAUCGAACAAAGAACACAUUGCAAAGCAGAAUUAAAGAUCGAGAAGAAGAAAUUCAAAAACUCAGGAAUCAGCUUACCAAUAAAACUUUAAGCAACAGCAGUCAGUCUGAGUUAGAAAAUCGACUCCAUCAGCUGACAGAGACUCUCAUCCAGAAGCAGACCAUGCUAGAAAGUCUCAGCACAGAAAAGAACUCCCUUGUCUUCCAACUGGAGCGCCUCGAGCAGCAGAUGAACUCUGUCUCUGGAAGUGGCAGUAAUGGAUCUUCUAUCAAUAUGUCUGGAAUAGACAAUGGCGAAGGCACACGUCUGCGAAAUGUUCCUGUUCUUUUUAAUGACACAGAAACUAAUUUGGCAGGAAUGUAUGGAAAAGUUCGCAAAGCUGCUAGCUCCAUUGACCAGUUUAGUAUCCGUCUGGGAAUUUUUCUCCGAAGAUACCCCAUAGCACGAGUUUUUGUAAUUAUAUAUAUGGCUUUGCUUCACCUCUGGGUCAUGAUUGUUCUAUUGACAUAUACACCAGAAAUGCACCAUGAUCAGCCAUAUGGCAAAUGAACUGAGCCCAGUUGUUUCGAUGAUGGUUCUUUUUCUAGACUUGGGAUCUGCAAAAAGGCCAUGACCUAAACUUCCUGAGAAUCGUGUACGAGGUUAUUUUAUCACUACAGGCUUUUAACUUUUUAAGUUAUUAUACAAGUACUCUGCUACCUAAAUCUUCCUCUUAGUUCCUUCAGAUGGUAAGAGUUUCUAAAACAGACAGUAAUUUAAUCAGCUCGGCUCUGCUUUUUCUGUGUUCAGUGUUUCUAAUAUAUAUAUAUAGAGAGAGAGAGACAGAAAAAGAGAGAGAGAUACUGGGGUUGUUUACCUCUGUACAGACCAUCCUGUAUUUUAGGUGAUAAUGAUCAUGGGUUAUAAUCAGGGAAACUAAUUGUAUUUAGUGAGAAAAAUAAAAAGUUUUCUUUUUUGAUAA
Cynocephalus volans (Philippine flying lemur) is the source of this 2836-nucleotide messenger RNA. RefSeq names its product golgin A5 (gene GOLGA5). The transcript is spliced from 13 exons. Bases 232 to 2424 code for a protein of 730 amino acids. Gene Ontology annotation, cellular component: Golgi cisterna; Golgi membrane. NCBI's taxonomy places the organism in Eukaryota, Metazoa, Chordata, Mammalia, Dermoptera, Cynocephalidae. The record is from RefSeq and is a predicted model, not a curated record. Gene Ontology annotation, biological process: Golgi organization; retrograde transport, vesicle recycling within Golgi.